AGAAAGAAAAGGAAAGAUGUAUGGAACUUGAAGACUGAUCAGUUACCAGAUCGUAGUCAUUGUUCAAUGUUUUUCCUUUCCAUAUAUAUAUAUACUAUUAGCAAGUAUAUUAUUGAACAAGAUCUGAUUUUGGGCCAAGAAUCACUUGAAGGGAGUGAUCCUGGUCAGAAAAUGGCUCAAGAGAAUCAACAUAUAAUAUUGGUUACAUCGGACAAUGAUGAGAGGAAGAUCAUUCGUAGGGAAGUUGAAAAACAAAGGAGGACAAACAUGUCUAUUCUAUGUGCAUCUCUCCGCUCUUCACUCCCUUUUGAACUCAUCAAGGGAAAGCGUUCGGCAUCAGAUCACAUAGGCGAGGCUGUAAAUUAUAUCCAAAUUUUGAAGCAAAAGAUUAAUGCUCUCCAAGUCAAGAGAGAUAGGCUCAAACUAAUGGUUAAUUCAAGUUUAUUGGAAACUAGUAUCGAUCAACCAGAACAUUCAGGUGCAGUAGUGAAGUGUGUCAACAUCAAUCUCAUUCCAGGGGGAGUGGAAAUUGCCAUAUGUAGUAGUGGCUUAGAGGAGGGUAGUAAUUCACCUUUAUCAGAGUUCAUGGAAAUAUUGCUUCAAGAAGGAUGUGAUGUUGUUAGCUGUGUUUCCACUCUUGCUAAUGGAAGGAUAUUUCAUGCCAUUAAGUGCGAGGUGGAGGCGGACUUGACACGCCUUGAUCUUGCUAAGCUACAACACAAACUGGAUCAUGCAAUCUUGUUGCCAAGGUAAUAUUAUGCCGGUUGAGGGGACCAUGAACAAUUUGUGAUCGUGACUAUGAUAAGUGUUCUCAACUUUCCUUUGUUAAUUUAGAUGUAUUUGCUCGUAUAUUUAUGUCAAUUUCUUCCUAUUGCUACUAAAGUAAUUAAAUGCGUGAGCAGGGCAACUAUGAUAAGGAUUUUCAGUUUGUCUUUCAAUGUAACUGCUAGCACUUGAUGUUUAAUUAAUUUCUUCCGAUUGCUUUACCCUGA
This is a messenger RNA of Glycine soja, 992 nucleotides long. RefSeq names its product transcription factor bHLH36-like. Gene Ontology annotation, biological process: regulation of transcription by RNA polymerase II. The coding region runs from base 67 to 753 and encodes 228 amino acids. Gene Ontology annotation, molecular function: protein dimerization activity; RNA polymerase II transcription regulatory region sequence-specific DNA binding; DNA-binding transcription factor activity, RNA polymerase II-specific. Lineage: Eukaryota; Viridiplantae; Streptophyta; Magnoliopsida; Fabales; Fabaceae. The record is from RefSeq and is a predicted model, not a curated record. The transcript has 3 exons. Gene Ontology annotation, cellular component: RNA polymerase II transcription regulator complex.